AUGGCUUUCACGCUCGCUACUCUUGCUACACUCAUUUUCAUUGCUCUUGUUCAAGCGCAGAUUGGGCCGACGGGCGAUCUCGUCAUUAGCAACGUCGAGGUCUCCCCGGAUGGUUAUUCUCGUACCACCGCACUCGCCAAUGGCGUCGUUGACAGGGGACUCAUUACUGGCACCAAGGGCGACGUCUUCGAAAUAAACGUUGUUAAUAACCUGACGGACAACACCAUUCUGCAGAGUACCUCUAUUCAUUGGCAUGGUCUCCUGAUGAAAGGCAGCGGAUGGGCUGAUGGUUCUGCUUUUGUCAGCCAAUGUCCCAUAGCGAAGGGAGACUCUUUCAUGUAUAUCUUCGACUCCGCAGACCAGGCCGGAACAUUUUGGUACCACUCUCAUCUAUCGACGCAAUACUGCGACGGUCUUAGAGGACCCUUUAUUAUUUAUGACCCUGACGAUCCUCAUGCGGAUUUAUAUGAUGUCGAUGAUGAAACAACGAUCUUGUCGCUCUCGGACUGGUAUCAUACCCCAGCUAAGCAGGUUGGUUUUCCCACGCCAGACUCUACUCUGAUUAACGGACUGGGGCGAUGGAGUGAAGACCCCACUUCGAACUUGUCUGUGAUAUCUGUUGAACAGGGAACUCGUUACCGCUUCCGUAUGAUCAACAUGGCCUGCGACGCGGACUUCGUUUUCUCGAUCGAAGGUCAUAAUAUGACUAUAAUUGAAGUUGACGGAGUCAAUCAUGUUCCUUACACUGUUGACGAGAUUCAAAUUUACGCUGGCCAACGAUAUUCUUUCGUCCUCACUGCCGACCAAGCUCCUGGCAAUUACUGGAUCCGCGCUACGCCAAGUGUAGGCACAGUAGGAUUUGCAGGUGGGAUAAAUUCUGCCAUACUUCGUUACUCUGGUGCGGCGGAUGAAGAGCCAGAGACGUCAACGAUUACCAGCGUACUCAAGAUGAACGAGACUGAGUUAGUGCCACUUGAGAAUCCCGGAGCACCUGGUUUACCAGAAAUUGGAGGCGUCGACUAUGCGCUAAACCUUGCUUUCGCAUUCGUAUCGGGGACGUUUACGGUUAACGGAGCGCAGUUCACUGCUCCCACUACCCCUGUCCUUCUACAAAUCCUGAGUGGGGCACAAUCCGCGGAUGACCUCCUACCCGAGGGUUCCAUAUUCCCGCUUCCGAUGAAUGCGACUAUCGAGCUGUCGAUGCCUGGAGGCGUCGUUGGUGGAGUGCAUCCGUUCCAUUUGCACGGGCAUACCUUUGAUGUUGUUCGAAGUGCGGGAAGUCCGGUGUACAACUACGCAAACCCGGUUAGGCGUGAUGUCGUCAGCAUUGGGACGACGGGCGAUAACGUCACCAUCCGGUUCACGACCGACAACCCCGGGCCUUGGUUCCUUCAUUGUCACAUUGACUGGCAUUUGGAAGCCGGUCUGGCCAUUGUUUUCGCAGAAGAUACGGGUAACUGGAGUACCACUAUUGAUCCUACCGAUCAAUGGGAUAAUCUCUGCCCAAUCUAUGAUGCUCUCUCUGAAGAUGAUUUGUAG
This is a messenger RNA of Desarmillaria tabescens, 1539 nucleotides long. Its product is annotated as laccase lcc5. The coding region runs from base 1 to 1539 and encodes 512 amino acids. Gene Ontology annotation, molecular function: copper ion binding; oxidoreductase activity. NCBI's taxonomy places the organism in Eukaryota, Fungi, Basidiomycota, Agaricomycetes, Agaricales, Physalacriaceae. The transcript has 20 exons. The record is from RefSeq and is a predicted model, not a curated record.